Messenger RNA from Pseudocercospora fijiensis CIRAD86, 1183 nucleotides. RefSeq lists its product as uncharacterized. The coding region runs from base 1 to 915 and encodes 304 amino acids. The record is from RefSeq and is a predicted model, not a curated record. NCBI's taxonomy places the organism in Eukaryota, Fungi, Ascomycota, Dothideomycetes, Mycosphaerellales, Mycosphaerellaceae. Gene Ontology annotation, biological process: nuclear polyadenylation-dependent mRNA catabolic process; nuclear polyadenylation-dependent rRNA catabolic process; U5 snRNA 3'-end processing. Gene Ontology annotation, cellular component: nuclear exosome (RNase complex); cytoplasmic exosome (RNase complex). The transcript is spliced from 2 exons.
AUGCCGCGCGAAGCAGAUCCGUCGAAUAACGAGCGGGAGUUUCUUCUCUCAGCACUUCGCGAGAACAUUCGCCUCGACGGCCGCGCCUUCGACCAAUUCCGCAAUAUCGAUCUCGCGUUUGGCGAAGAGUACGGCACUGCAGAUGUGCGCAUUGGCAAGACAAGAGUGCUGGCAAAGAUCUCGGCGACUGUGGUGCAGCCAUACGAGGACAGGAAAUUCGAUGGCGUCUUCACAAUAUCCACAGAGUUGAGCCCAAUCGCAAGCCCGGCAUUCGAAGUAGGACGACAAGACCAGACAGAAGUGCUUCUCUCUCGCAUCCUCGAAAAGACCAUUCGCAGAUCAGGUGCACUUGACACGGAAUCUCUCUGUAUAGUCGCUGGCCAGAAAUGCUGGCAUGUUCGCGCGGACAUUCACAUCCUAGACCACGAUGGCAAUCUCGUCGACGCUGCAUGCGCAGCCCUUGUCGCCGCUAUCAUGCACUUCAGAAGGCCAGAUGUAGAGGUACAUGGUGAAGAUGUCACGGUGUUCGGGCUUAGGGAACGAGAGCCGGUGAAGUUACAAAUGCAGCACCAACCCUUCUGCGUCACCUUCUCCUACUACGAUGCUGGCGAGAUUAUGCUUCAGGACGCGACAUUACUUGAAGAGCAGUGCAGAGAAGGCGAAGUUGUGGUGAGCAUCAAUAGGUUUGGGGAGGUGUGCCAGAUUGCGAAAUAUGGAGGAACACCGGUGGAUGGGCUUUCGGUGCUCACGUGCACGAAUCAAGCCCUGGAGAAGGCGAAGAUGCUAGAUAAGUUGGUGAAGCAGAAGCUGGAGGAGGAUGAGAAGAGGAGGACACCUGUUGGCCUUGUGGCGGAGCUAAGAGCCGAGAAUGAGAGACCAGCAGGUGAUAGAGGCUCCGAAGUGAUACCUGGCUGAAAGAGAUAGCACAAUAGUAGUUUUCCACAACCAGUGAGGAUGGAAGUGAGGCUUCGGCCACCGAAGAGAGCGACGCAAGCAGAGCUGGACGCGCGUAUAUAUUGAGAGGAGGUCCUUCUGGUCCUGGAGGCUGGAGAGGCAUAUUGACGUUCGAAUAGAUGGCCGAUGGGCAGAAUAUCGAACGACCCAAGUAUGCGCGGCGCAUUGCAAAACGUAGUCUCAUGACUGCAGAACGACCAUUAGGCCUACAAUGCGCUGCUUGCACAAU